This is a messenger RNA of Neltuma alba, 1461 nucleotides long. RefSeq names its product UDP-glycosyltransferase 90A1-like. The coding region runs from base 1 to 1416 and encodes 471 amino acids. Lineage: Eukaryota; Viridiplantae; Streptophyta; Magnoliopsida; Fabales; Fabaceae. Gene Ontology annotation, molecular function: UDP-glucosyltransferase activity. The transcript has a single exon. The record is from RefSeq and is a predicted model, not a curated record.
AUGGGUUCACUUCAGUGUGCCCACGUGCUUCUUUUUCCAUUCAUGGCCAAAGGCCACACCAUCCCCCUCCUCGACUUCGCCCACCUCCUCCUCCGCCGCAACAUAUCCGUCACCGUUCUGACCACCCCCGCCAACCGUCCAUUCGUAACUGAAUCCCUCCAAAACACAACUGCGUCCAUUGUCGAUAUCCCAUUCCCUGCUAACGUCCCGGAUAUUCCCACCGGUGUCGAGAGCACCGAUAAACUCCCUUCGAUGUCUCUGUUCCAGAAGUUCGCCUCUGCCACUGUGCCCAUGCAGCCCCACUUCGAAAGGAUGCUGGAGACUCUACCGAGUGUAAGCUUUAUAGUUUCUGAUGGCUUCUUAUGGUGGACCCUAAACUCGGCAUCCAAGUUUGGUAUUCCGAGAUUGGCGUACCUCGGCAUGAGCUCUUACUCUGAAGCCAUUACCAGAGAAGCUUUUAUCUCUGGGAUCUGCUAUGGGCCCCAGCCUGAAGACGAGCCAGUCAAGUUGAAGCGGUUCCCGUGGAUCCGGCUCAGCAAGAACGACAUAGACCCCGAGAUUCGAAACCCAGACUCGGAAGGUCUUGCUUAUAAUGAGCUCAUUGUGAAGGUGCUUUCAUCCACCGCUGAAAGCGGAGUGUUGGUGAACAACUUCUAUGAGCUGGAGCCUGUGUUCGUGAAUCAUAUGAAGGAAGCAUACAACCAAAAACCAUAUUACAGCGUGGGCCCGUUUUGUCUGGCAGAAGAGCCAAGGAAUAAGCUAAGUGUAGAAUCUAGAGAACCGACAUGGAUGGAGUGGUUAGACAUGAAGCAGGAAGUUCUGUACGUGGCGUUUGGGUCACAGGCAGAAAUAUCAAGUCAACAGUUGAAAGAAAUAGCGAUUGGUUUGGAAGAAUCGAUGGUGGAGUUUAUGUGGGUGAUAAGGAAGGCGGAGUGGGAGCUGCCUCAAGGGUUCGAAGAAAGAGUGGAGAAGAGAGGGAUCGUAGUGAGAGAGUGGGUCGACCAGAGGGCGAUACUGAGGCACGAGAGUGUGAAGGGGUUUCUGAGCCACUGCGGGUGGAACUCGGUGCUGGAAGGAAUAUGCGCAGGAGUUCCGAUACUGGCAUGGCCAAUGAUGGCGGAACAGCACCUGAACGCGAAAAUGGUGGAGGAAGAGAUAAAGGUGGGGAUGAGAGUGGACACGUACCACGGUUCAGUUCGAGGGUUAGUGAACGGAGAAGGGGUGAGGAAGAUGGUCAGGGAGUUAAUGGAAGGAGAGAAGGGGAGAGAAGCGAGGAAGAAGGUGAGAGAGUUGGCUGAGACGGCGAAGAAGGCGGUGGCGGAAGGCGGCUCAUCCUGGCGAGCCUUGGACUCACUGCUUGCGGAGGCAUGGAGCAGGAAGACAGAAUCCUCCGGUGAUCGUAGUAAUGGUAUGUAAUUGGUUUACCCGCGCCUGUUACGGCAAUGUGCUUGUGUUCAUUAC